AUUUGGUAAAUUAGAUAAGUGCGAAUUACCGGUCGAUGAAGGUGAUUUAAGCAUCCUUGAGGAUGCGUACUGCAUUCUUAGGUUGCUAGAGUCGAAAUCGCUUGAAUCAGAAAAGAUCAUAAAAGAAGUCUUACAAAAUAAUACGAAAAACAAAAGACGACGUAUGAUGACAGAAAGUAAUCCUCAUUUAAAUAAGAACCGAACUCCUAUUAAAUAG
This is a messenger RNA of Ambispora gerdemannii, 217 nucleotides long. NCBI's taxonomy places the organism in Eukaryota, Fungi, Glomeromycota, Glomeromycetes, Archaeosporales, Ambisporaceae. The record is from the annotation of a GenBank genome assembly.